Musa acuminata subsp. malaccensis (wild Malaysian banana) is the source of this 973-nucleotide messenger RNA. RefSeq names its product 2-C-methyl-D-erythritol 2,4-cyclodiphosphate synthase, chloroplastic. Gene Ontology annotation, biological process: terpenoid biosynthetic process. The record is from RefSeq and is a predicted model, not a curated record. Lineage: Eukaryota; Viridiplantae; Streptophyta; Magnoliopsida; Zingiberales; Musaceae. Gene Ontology annotation, molecular function: 2-C-methyl-D-erythritol 2,4-cyclodiphosphate synthase activity.
AGCCGUCAAAUGCAGUGUUCUCUGCCACCUCUCUUCUGUGGCCAUGGCUUCGUCGUCGUCCCUGUUCUUGAGCUCGCCGCCAAUCGCCCCUAAAUCCACCAGAAUUCCACCUCCACUCUCCCUUACCUUAGCCUCUGCCUUUUCCAACUCCCUCAGGCUGCAUCCCCGGCGGUCGCUGACCGCCGCCGCCGCCCUCCAGGCGGAGAAGCAGGACUCCGUGAAGCUGGAACCAGUGCACUCGCCACCUCCCCCGUCUCUUCCAUUCCGAGUGGGCCACGGAUUCGACCUCCACCGCCUCGAACCGGGCCUUCCGUUGAUUAUCGGGGGCAUCGCCAUCCCUCACGACCGGGGCUGCGAGGCGCACUCCGAUGGGGAUGUGUUGCUUCACUGCGUGGUCGAUGCGAUUUUGGGCGCUUUGGGGCUUCCGGACAUUGGUCAGAUCUUUCCAGAUUCUGAUCCCAAGUGGAAGGGCGCCGCCUCUUCGGUCUUCGUGAGAGAAGCUGUAAAACUGAUGCAUGAAGCUGGUUAUGAGCUGGGAAACUUGGAUGCCACUUUGAUUCUACAAAGGCCAAAACUAAGCCCUCAUAAGGAGGCUAUCAGGUCUAAUUUGUGUGAUCUGCUUGGAGCGCACCCUUCAGUCGUUAACCUGAAAGCAAAAACACAUGAGAAGGUCGACAGUCUUGGAGAAAACAGAAGUAUAGCAGCACAUACUGUGGUUCUUCUUAUUAGGAAGUAAAACAUAUCUGUGACUGAAAGCACAUAAAACGAAUUUUAUUGCCAUUAUAUGGACUAUGGAGGUAUUAAAUUACAUACAAGUUAUGAGAGCAAUGCGAGUGAGGCCGAAACUUCCAUCAAUAUUUGUACUGAUAAGUUGUGUUCUUUUUCUUCUACUCGAUGAUUUCCUAAUGUUGCCUCAUAAUGUUUGAGAAUUCUUACAUACUUCAAUAUAAAUUUUAUUAUUAUUUUUGGGUAA